This is a messenger RNA of Esox lucius (northern pike), 5448 nucleotides long. RefSeq names its product transcriptional regulator ATRX. The transcript is spliced from 14 exons. NCBI's taxonomy places the organism in Eukaryota, Metazoa, Chordata, Actinopteri, Esociformes, Esocidae. The coding region runs from base 242 to 4654 and encodes 1470 amino acids. Gene Ontology annotation, molecular function: ubiquitin protein ligase activity. The record is from RefSeq and is a predicted model, not a curated record. Gene Ontology annotation, cellular component: outer membrane; photoreceptor outer segment. Gene Ontology annotation, biological process: protein ubiquitination; visual perception; ubiquitin-dependent protein catabolic process.
UCCCAUUUAAAUAUACUGUAAAUAUGUACGGGGAUCCGCCAAAGGACUAGGGGAGACAGAGCAGGAAGUGGGUGAAGGAGUAGUGUCCAGUUUUGGGACCGAGUUAUUGAAACCCGUAGUAGCAUGAUUUUCGUUGCUACAGGUGAAAUGUUGUUUACAUCCGGGUUGUUUCGGAUGAAAACAACACCCACUACUACACAAGCACUUAGCAACAGUGUUGUUAAGCCGAUUAGACACCACGAUGGCAGGGGAGACAGAAGACGAAAUACCUGAAUCGGGAGCAGUCUUUACCUUUGGGAAAAGCAAAUUUGCAGAUAACGUCCCUAGUAAAUUUUGGCUGAAAAACGACAUACCCCUGAAAAUCUCCUGUGGGGAUGAGCAUACAGCAUUGAUAACAGAAAAUGGCAAACUUUUCAUGUUUGGCAGUAAUAACUGGGGUCAGCUGGGUUUGGGGUCAAAGACCACAGUGAACAAGCCCACUUGUGUAAAAGCUUUGAAGUCUGAAAAGAUUUGGCUUGCAGCCUGUGGAAGAAAUCACACUUUAGUUUGCACAUCUCGGGGAAAUGUGUACUCUACUGGUGGGAACAAUGAAGGCCAGCUAGGACUGGGGGAUUGUGAGGAGAGGACCACCUUCCAAUUGGUGGAUUUCUUUAGUUCACAUGGACCAAUCAAAAUGCUUGUUGCUGGUUCCAACACCUCUGCUGCCCUCACAGAAAGUGGUAAGCUGUUCACGUGGGGUGACAACACGGAGGGUCAGAUCGGUCUGGGGAAGGAGAUGAAUUCUUUGACCCCCCGAGAGGUCACUGUGGGUCGGCCGGUUUCCUGGGUGUCCUGUGGAUACUACCACUCUGCUUUUGUCACUGUUGACGGGGACUUGUACACCUUUGGGGAGUGCGACAGCGGCAAACUGGGAUUGGCCACGGGUCAGUUGGCUGGGCACCGGGUGCCCCAGCAUGUAAAGGGCAUCACAGACCGGGUGACCCAGGUGGCAUGCGGAGGUGGGCACACCGUGGCUUUGACUGAGGACAACCUGUACACUUUUGGCCUGGGUCAGUUCGGCCAGCUGGGCCACGGGACCUUUAUCUUUGAGGCGCGGCUGCCCAGAUCGGUGGACCACUUCAGGAAGGGACUUGUUCGGCACGUGACGUGUGGGGAGAACCACACUGCUGUCAUCACAGACAGUGGUCUUCUCUACACCUUUGGGGAUGGAAGACAUGGGAAGUUGGGACUUGGCGAGGAGAACUUCACCAAUCAGUUCAAGCCCACUUUAUGUCUGCGCUUCCUCAAGUAUAACGUCCAAGCGGUUGAUUGUGGGGGUUGUCACAUGCUGGUUCUAGCCAAGCCUCGAGAUAAGAGCUGCGAGGAGGUGACUCUGGAGGAGGGUGAUGUCACAGAGGACUACCUGGACAAGUCCUUCACUGAGCUCCUAGGGGACACCCUCAUCUUAACCCCUGCUACCCUGAAAGGGAGCCUCUCUGCACGUGUCAGGAGGAGAGAAAGGGAGCGCUCCCCAGAGCAGUUCGGGCUCAUGUUCCGCACCCUGCCCCCUCUGACAUCCAGCCGCCUCGACACCUCCUUGCCCGUGUCCAGCCAGACCAUCCCGUCCAAGCUGCCCCCCAGGGUGCAAAGCAACGGAAAGGUGUACAAAGGCAUUCACCAACCCAGGAGCGCUGGGCCUAGCAGCACGGAAAGGAGGUCCGAUGAAAGAGACGUCGGCGCCGUGGAGAACGCGACGGACACCGAGAGCGUUAAAGGCCUGGGAGACACCACGGACCUCCUCAACAUGACUCAUGUGAUAAAAAUGGACCCAUGUGACAAGACCCUGACGCUGUCUCCAGUCCAGAAGAGGAAGGGUAAGUCGGUGAAAGAGCACGGUAUGGCUGGGGAGAGCCCGGGGAACUCGUCCUCUAGGAGGACGGUUGACACGAAGCGUCGGGCCCUUCCCACUGAGCUGCUGAGGAAACCCGGUGAGAGAUCUCUGCUGGCUGAGGAAAGCCCGCGCCGCAGGGCCGCCCAGGGCAAAGGCAGUGGCAAGGAGAAUCUAGUUACGACUAUGGAGGAGAUAAAACCAGCCAAGCCGAAGGCUGGCACUGCCGCGCCCAAGCCGACCGGCUUGGACAACGCUAGCGAUGCCAAAACCCGAACCCGUCCCUCUGUACAGAAAAGCCGACUGCUCGUGGCGGAGAGAAAAGGCAAGGAAGUGAGGGAGAAAUUUGUAGCAGAAUCUAAGGCGUUACAAAUGAAGAGUCCAGCCAAAAGUCAAAGUAGAGAUGUCAAAAAUGCCCCCCUAGAGGUCAACCCAAAAUCCACGAAGGUGAAAAGUCAACUUACAGUGGGACAAAAUCGACAUUUUGGCCUUAAGAACACACCAGAAGGCAAGAGUAGCACAAAUUCCCGAGACCUUAAGCUAGCCGAUGCUCUGAGUGUGAAAAAGACGACCAAAUCAAAAGAACCAGUGAUGGUAUUGGAAGUGCCCAAGGAGUCCACGACUGAAGAAGAAAAGGGCAAACCGGAGACCGCAGAAGCACCUGAGGGGACCUCGCAGCGCACCUUACUCACCGGAGUGGCCUGUCUGGUGUCAGGGGCGGGGCUAGCGGCGGCGGCCAGUCAGGCUGGUUCUCACCAAGCGGGAGACCCGGCCCGGAGACAGAGCAGGGCAGAGACGUUCACCAGACAGAUCGCUGAGGGGACACGGUCUUCCUGGAGCGAGUGCUCUGAAUCAACGGCCUCUCAACCUGGAGGAAAGAGCAUGGCAGCCGCCGCCCCGGGAAGCUCCGAUCAGGGGGCCGAGGAAGAGGAGCGCGGGUCCUCAGCCGGUCCACCAGACAAGCGGGGACGUGGGAAGAGGAGAGGGGAGGGGAGCACCUGCGAGACGGAGAGCGGCGACGGUCGGACGUCGACCAGGCAAACGAGCGAGGGUAAGGAAGACGAAAGUGAGGGAGGGGUUGGAACCGGUGCAGGAGGUGGGGAUGGAGGGGAGGAGUGCGUGGCGGGGAUCAGUCACCAGAUUACCGAAGAGGGUGACAACACUGUGAAGGUGGAGGAUGGUGGGAACUCUGAAUCAGAGGAGGAGAGGAGAGGAGCAAAUGAGCACUGGAAGAAUGAAAAGGAGCAAGGCCAAAAGAGUGUGCCGGAAGUCGCCGAGGAGGAGGAUGUUAUGAGUAGCAGCGCGGCAGGAGAGGGAGAGGAGGUGGAAGUGAGUGAGGGUGAGGAGACUGAGAGCAACUUGAGUGAGGAUGAAGAGGAGGAAGAGAGUGCGGAAGCAUCGCAGGGUGAGACUAGGAGCAGUAAUCAGGAAUCUGAGACUGAGGACGAGGGAGAGGUAGAGGAUGGAGGGAAAGUGGAAGCAGAAAGUGAGGAAACAAAUGAGAGUGCAGAAUCUGUAGAGGAAGAUGAGAGUGAGGUGGACAGUGAAACGAAGGCAGAGGAUGAGGAGGGUAGUACUGCAGAGGAUGAGGAGGAUAGUACUGCAAAGGGAGAGAGUAGUACUGCAGAGGGAGAGCGUAGUACUACAGAGGGAGAGCAUAGUACUACAGAGGGAGAGCAUAGUACUACAGAGGGAGAGCAUAGUACUACAGAGGGAGAGCAUAGUACUGCAGAGGGAGAGCAUAGUACUACAGAGGGAGAGCAUAGUACUGCAGAGGGAGAGCAUAGUACUGCAGAGGGAGAGCAUAGUACUACAGAGGGAGAGCAUAGUACUACAGAGGGAGAGCAUAGUACUACAGAGGGAGAGCAUAGUACUACAGAGGAGGAGAGUAGUACUGCAGAGGGGGAGAGUAGUACUGCAGAGGGGGAGAGUAUUACUGCAGAGGGGGAGAGUAUUACUGCAGAGGGGGAGAGUAGUACUGCAGAGGGGGAGAGUAGUACUGCAGAGGGGGAGAGUAGUACUGCAGAGGGGGAGAGUAGUACUGCAGAGGGGGAGAGUAGUACUGCUGAGGGAGAGAGUAGUACUGCUGAGGGGGAGAGUAGUACUGCUGAGGGGGAGAGUAGUACUGCUGAGGAGGAGAGUAGUACUGCAGAGGAGGAGGAAGAAGAUGUGGGGGGGGCUGAGAGUGAAAGGGAGGAUAAAAGUGAAGGGGAUGGAGAUGAGAAUCAGGGUGAGGAGGAAGAGGAUCAGGGUGAGGAGGAAGAGGAUCAGGGUGAGGAUGCGGAAGAAGAGGAGGAGGAAGAAGAGGAGGAAGAGGAUCAGGGUGAGGAGGAAGAGGAUCAGGGUGAGGAUGCGGAAGAAGAGGAGGAGGAAGAGGAUCAGGGUGAGGAGGAAGAGGAUCAAGGUGAGGAGGAGGAAGAAGAGGAGGAAGAGGAUCAGGGUGAGGAGGAAGAGGAUCAGGGUGAGGAGGAGGAAGAAGAAGAGGAGGAAGAGGAUCAGGGUGAGGAGGAAGAAGAAGAGGAGGAAGAGGAUCAGGGUGAGGAGAAGGAAAAAAGUGAAGGGGUGGGAGAAGAGGAUCACCGUGAGGACGAGGAAGAAGAAGCAAGAGAGGCCGAAGAAGAGAGUGCAGCCAAGGCAGAGGACGAAAAUGAGGAACAAUCAGAAAAACAGGAAGAAGAGGAAGAGAUUGAAAAAAGGAAAAACAAAAGUAGCAGGUCCAAACUGAGGUCAGGGAAAGGGGAGGCCUUCUGGGAAGAUGUUUUACCUCAGUACCUCAAUCUCAAAUGAUGGUAACAAACCGACUUCACGUGACUGUUCCAAACUGGUGUUGUUGGCCAACUCUAACACUUUUAGCUGACUAUUCGAAUGCCUUUUUUGUAACUCCAACUGUUUUAUUUAUUUAAUCGUUAUGAUUUGAGUAUUUAUUUAGGUCAAAUUCAUGUCCACAGCCUUUUCUAUUUUAUAUAUUCAAAAAAAAAAAUUAAACCCCUUCUUUGAUCAUUACCAAUACUUGAAAAUUACUUUUAGUAGACUUUGUUCUCUGAACUUUUUUCAUAACUGUUUUGAUGUAUGUAUAUGAUAUUACAUAAUUGUUUUGUAAAAGUUUUUUUAAUAAAUAUUGUUUCUGCGAAAAGAACAGCGACAAGAACUUCUCCCAACAUAUACUGCCCAUAUCGUGUCAUUUCAUUCCGCCCGUUCUCAACACAUGAAUACAUUGUAUGGUUUGCAUUAAACCGUUCCAGUAGCAGGUGGGAUGCCUUUUAUUUAUUUCUAUCAUUUUAGCCCAGUAGUAGCUUUAUAGCGCUGUAAUCCCUUAGCAGCCAUCAUGUCUUCCUCCAGUCCAAUUAGUGCUUAGUCUUCUUCGUGUGUGUGCAUGCGUGUAUUCUUGUGCACACCUUCCAUUUUCUCCCUUUUGACUACAUGUUCUGUUACGCAAAUAUCAAUUGAUUGUUUGGACCAAUCUGCCUCACUCACUCAUACCUUUUUGUAGGAUUUAGGAGAUGAAGAGAGGGGUGAAGAAGAGGAUGAUGAUGAGGAGGAUGAUGAUGAUGAGGAGGAGGAGGAGGAGGAGGAGAUUAACA